Messenger RNA from Synchiropus splendidus (mandarinfish), 1347 nucleotides. Its product is annotated as transcription factor 7-like 1-B. Gene Ontology annotation, cellular component: beta-catenin-TCF complex. NCBI's taxonomy places the organism in Eukaryota, Metazoa, Chordata, Actinopteri, Syngnathiformes, Callionymidae. The coding region runs from base 1 to 1245 and encodes 414 amino acids. Gene Ontology annotation, molecular function: RNA polymerase II cis-regulatory region sequence-specific DNA binding; DNA-binding transcription factor activity, RNA polymerase II-specific. Gene Ontology annotation, biological process: regulation of transcription by RNA polymerase II; canonical Wnt signaling pathway. The transcript has 10 exons. The record is from RefSeq and is a predicted model, not a curated record.
AUGGAGUUGGAAUGGGAUAUAGUCCUCUCCACACUGCAGGAACUGUUGGGUGACCUGUCGCCUGUCGGUGAAACCAAAGUGCCAUGUGGUGGUGAGCAACCGGCGCACACUGGUGGUCUGGCAUCUGUCGGGCUGCAGGAAAGUCACCCGCCACAUGUGACUGGAGGUGGGCUUGGAGCGCUGGGUUCCAGAACUGAUGUGGUACAACAAGGCGGAUGCUACUUGCCAGUCGUCACAGUGGACCCCGGGUGCUACCAAAACUGCCUCCCACCUAAUGUGGGAUACAGGCCGGACUGUGGUGGUCGACUGGCUGAACGCCAGAACAUCUUCUGGCUAGUAACGGAUUCAGUCAACAGUGGCGCUCAGAGUUACCUCGAAGCCAUGAAUGGAGUGUUUCAAGUCGCCACGCCAUCGCCGGGUCCCGUGACAUCUCCACCGACGAACCACGUGAACCCCAGGAACAGAAUGGAGCCCAGUUGUGUUGACAUGGAGUUGGAAUGGGAUAUAGUCCUCCCAACACUGCAAGAACUGUUGGGUGACCUGUCGCCUGUCGGUGAAACCAAAGUGCCAUGUGGUGGUGACCAACCGGCGCACACUGGUGGUCUGGCAUCUGUCGGGCUGCAGGAAAGUCACCCGCCACAUGUGAUUGGAGGUGGGCUUGGAGCGCUGGGUUCCAGAACCGAUGUGGUGCAGCAAGGCGGAUGCUACUUGCCAGUCGUCACAGUGGAGCCCGGAUGCUACCAAAACUGCCUCCCACCUAAUGUGGGAUACAGGCCGGACUGUGGUGGUCGACUGGCUGAACGCCAGAAGAACUUCUGGCCAGUAAAGGAUUCAGUCAACAGUGGCGCUCAUAGUUACCUCGGAGCCAUGAAUGGAACGGGAGUGUUUCAAGUCGCCACGCCAUCGCCCCGUCCCGAGACGUCUCCACCAAGGAACCACGUGGACCCGAGCGAGCCUACAAAGCACAAUGGCCCCUAUAUCCGAAGGCCACCCAACGCCUUCAUGAUUUUUAUGAGGGAGAACAGGGAACAUGUCACAGCCACAUUCAACCCAAAACACAGUGUUGAAGCCAACAGCAUCCUGGGACAUAUGUGGAAGUCCAUGACGUCGGAGCAGCAGCACAGGUAUUACCUGCUGGCCGCAGAAGAGAGGCGGAAACAUGAAGAGCGCCACCCCAAUUGGUCCAGCAAAGACAAUUAUGGAAGGAAAGUCAAAAGAAAAAGGACCAAAGCGAAGGCGGCCUAAGCUGUGGAAGGCGCCACCCCAACUUUACACAUUCCACACUCCCUUGUAAAUAACUGUAAUAAAGUUUAAUUGUUGCUGAUCGUCAUGUGGUCUAUCUGAAAU